AUGGUGUAUCACCGCCAUAACCGCCGGUAUUACCAGCGCACAUGGGAGCCAGGACAACCGCUGCUGGAGGACGGCUUCGAGGAGGAGCUUGCUCUCGUCGACAGGUGGAAAGACUCAAACGUCAGUGAGUUCGACAAGUUCUGCAAGCAAGACGAGUUUAGUAAGCACACGAUCGGCGCAGACACGUCUGGGUUGUGCAUGCUCAAGGCGUUUAUACAGGUGGAGAAGCUGGCUGGACGACCGGACAUUGCUACCCAGAAGGGCAUCGACGACUUCGUUGAGAAGAUGCGCAAGGAGUAUGGACUUGACCUGUCUCAAGGUACAUCGUGGGCGAUCUUUCUCGAGUUUCUGCGUGGUGUUCGUGAUGCUCGUCGUGACUUCGUCCUCAAGGCCCUCGUCAAGAACAAUUUUGUAACUGGUGGUCGACGCGGAUCUUGUGGGUUUGAGGAAUUGGAGCUUCGCGAUGGAUUCUACAUAUGUGCGGCCUAUAAUGACUCCUUCACUGGCCAUGCAUUCGUGCUACAUGUACAAGGUGCGAAACGACUCUUGUUUGAUGAAGAUGGCGUCAUGUUUCCGGAUCAAGCUACCUGGAUCAACUUCGUGUCCUUCGUUCGUCCGUUCAUCGUUUUCAGUAAGAAGUAG
Molecule: messenger RNA, 642 nt
Organism: Phytophthora infestans T30-4
Lineage: Eukaryota; Oomycota; Peronosporomycetes; Peronosporales; Peronosporaceae
Exons: 1
Coding region: 1-642 (213 amino acids)
Source: RefSeq, a predicted model, not a curated record